Messenger RNA from Penicillium mononematosum, 180 nucleotides. RefSeq lists its product as uncharacterized. NCBI's taxonomy places the organism in Eukaryota, Fungi, Ascomycota, Eurotiomycetes, Eurotiales, Aspergillaceae. The transcript has 2 exons. The coding region runs from base 1 to 180 and encodes 59 amino acids. The record is from RefSeq and is a predicted model, not a curated record.
AUGGGAAAUGAUGGGCAUCAAUGGGCGUUGAUGACAAUUGACGCCCAGUCCUCAGCAAGGGGCUCUCUCACCAUAUCGGCGAGGAAAAACGUGUUGGUGGUGCUUGACCCGGAUUUCGCUGCCAAGGAAGCGGAUAUGAUAGAUGGUCUAUCUGAGGCUAAGGAUAUCGCCGCUGGUUGA